UUGGAGGCAGAGCUGCCGCAAUGUUCCGGAUCGAGGGUCUCGCGCCCAAGUUGGACCCGGAGGAGAUGAAGCGGAAGAUACGUGAGGAUGUGGUCUCCUCCAUUCGGAACUUCCUCAUCUACGUGGCCCUGCUGCGAGUCACUCCAUAUAUCUUAAAGAAGCUGGAUAGCAUCUGAGGACGGGCAGUCGGGUGGAUGCAUGGCAUGAAGACCUGGUGACCGCUUCUUCUCCUGUCUGCAGCUGAAUUGGCCCAGAAAUGUGUAAGGCUGAUUAAACGGACAUAUAAACUACUUGUGGAGAACAAGUAGGACUUUGAGAACUGACCUCCAUAGCUGAAAUAUAA
Molecule: messenger RNA, 343 nt
Organism: Mus caroli (Ryukyu mouse)
Lineage: Eukaryota; Metazoa; Chordata; Mammalia; Rodentia; Muridae
Source: RefSeq, a predicted model, not a curated record